Molecule: messenger RNA, 3198 nt
Organism: Candidozyma pseudohaemuli
Lineage: Eukaryota; Fungi; Ascomycota; Pichiomycetes; Serinales; Metschnikowiaceae
Gene: ZCF16
Product: Zcf16p
Exons: 1
Coding region: 1-3198 (1065 amino acids)
Biological process (GO): positive regulation of transcription by RNA polymerase II
Molecular function (GO): DNA-binding transcription factor activity, RNA polymerase II-specific; sequence-specific DNA binding; zinc ion binding
Source: RefSeq, a predicted model, not a curated record
AUGGUGGAGGCCAAGGACGACAGCAGCCACAAGCUUAUACUGACGAAGACCGGGCUACUCCGGGUCUCUCAGGCUUGUGACCGGUGUCGAAUGAAGAAGAUCAAGUGUGACGGUGCUACGCCAUGUAACAAAUGUUCUGCCAUUGGUUUCGAGUGUACGACAUCUGACAAGCUUUCACGACGGGCUUUCCCGAAGGGUUACACGGUGAACUUGGAGAAUCGAGUUAAGGAGCUCGAGGACGAGGUUAACGCCUUGAGACUGAAAAUGAAACUGGGUUCACCGGAACUGACCCUCCAACCUCCAGCACAACCUCCACAACCACAACCACAGCAACAUCAGCAGGUUGCUCAGCAGCCUGUAAAGGACGAGACCAAGGACAACCUGUAUUCCGUCGCCACGCUUAAACAAAACAACAACACCAUCCAGAUCAACAACCCCAUCGACCAAAUCUUCAACUUGGGCAAGAAGGGUAUCAUCAUUGGUAAUGACAAUUUGAAUUUCGAAUCCCAAUUCAACCAUCUCCUCAUCAACUUGGGAUUGCCGUUCUUGAAGAUCACGAACUCGCACAACUAUCUCCUCAACGAUCCCGACUCCUACUUGUACCAUCCGUCCUACUCCAACUACAAUGAAUUCCACAAUAAGGAUUUGGAUCUCAAUUACAAUCCGCUCACGCUGGCGAAUGACAACACCCUCAACUCCCAGCUACCCAAAGAUGUGUACGAUCUAUUCAUCAAGCUCAUCAACAACUUCAAAAAGAUCUUCAAUUCCAAAAAGGAGUUGGAUCACCAAAUCGUUCAAUACUUCUUGAACUACAACACAUUCAUCCCCAUCUUUGACUACAAGAAGUUCAUGGAGACCUACGAUGCAUUCCAUACCAUGUACCCAUUCAUGUUCACAUACGACGAUGCGACAAUCAAUGGCUUCAAUCUCCUGACUUACGACUAUCAUGUUGUGAACGAGUACUUGAUUCUUGUCAUCCAGAUCUACGCCAUGAUCUUCAUGAACAACCCAUCUUUGAACCUCAAUCUCCUACUCAAUCAUUCACACCCCAACUAUUCAUACCGUUUCCGCAAGGACAAUGACAAUAAGUCGAUAAUUCGUUCGCUUUACGAUUUUCUCCCGUACCUCAAUGUCUUUUGCGUUUCGGUGGAGCAGUUGCAAGUUUACUUGUUAUUCUUCUACUACUCACUUUUGACCAAUAACAAGGAAAAGUCGCUUGUGCUGUCUUGUCUUAUCAAUUCUUUCAUCGGCAUCCUCGGUAUCAACUUGAACUCGAGAAACUUGUUUUUCAAUGACUUGAGUUUGAACUUACAUGAGCGCAGAACCAGAGUGAAAAUCUUUUGGGGCUUCAAAGUGUUGCUCAAGUGUUUUAACUUGAAGUUUGGCUUCAAGCCAUCCAUAAAUACUACGGUCAUCAAUCCAGUGACGAUCGAGAGAUACUUCAAAUUGACUCCUGAGAAACUCAGUACAUUGCUUGAACCGCAACCCGGAGAGGAGGUUGAUCCGCUCUUCGAGACUUUGCUCAAGCCCAGCGUGGAAUUUUUGAACCUUAUGAACAUCAUCAUUCCCUCUUCGUUCUCGCCCAACUACUACCAAUAUUUGAAGCAGGACAGGCAGGUGAAUGAAAACGCCCCUAACCAGAAGAAACACCACUCAAACAACUUGGACUGGAUUCUUAACGAUGAUGAUGGUGACGGAAACGAUGGUAACUUGAACUACAAUUUCACACAAUUUUUGAUGAUUGACAAGAACCUUUCCAACUGGAGAUAUGCCCUCGAGGAAAAGAGACUUGACCUCAUGCCUCUUCAUUUACAAAUGGGUCUUCCGGUUCUCUCAAGCAUCGGUGAGGAUACUCUUUACCACAGGGUGACAUUUGACGGUGACAAUACCAAAAAGCUCGGCUUAUCUGAAGAAGGCGUUAUGAACUUCUUGAACGUCGGCCUUCCAGAUAUCAACACCGCCCUGCAACUCAUCAAAAUGCAGCUAAAUUUCCACUACCUUUUGAUCAGAUCGCUGAACUACCUUAAUUUCGUCAUUGACCGAGAACUCACUCAAGGCUAUUAUGUGAAGAUCGCCAACAUUUCCCGUGAGGUUCUCGCAUACUUUAUCCUCAUCUUCGAGCAUAUUGGGGAAUCGACUGAACAAAACGAAUCUGGUUUUGGCGCAGGCGCAAACGAUUCUGCUGUAUAUAACUCGUUUUUCAGUGACCCCAAGCGAAUGGCCUCGGGUCUGAUGUCUCCAAACUUGGGCAUCGAUGUUGAUGAGGAUGGAUUCGUGAUCAAUGAUUUUUCAGUGAAGCGGAGAAAGCUGUCAUUGGCACUGGGAAUGAACGGUAGGGUCAAGCGGAAGGAGAUUCAGGCCUCACCUUACAAUUCCAUGCUUAACGGACUUUCCCUCACAAUCAUAAAUUUCAAAAAGUCGAUCGUUCUCCAGAUGCUUUAUCUUCUUAUUUGCACACUCAAGAUUGCAAAGAAAGGCGGUGUGAUGAGUGCUGAUACAAUUCGUGUUUUGAACAGAAGCAUUUCGCUUUUCAUCAAAAUCUUCAUCAAUUACCAGCCCAAUGCUAACAAGUACAUGAAGACCAAGUCGGUGAAGGAAGAUGAUCUCUUCAAGCGCAUUAUCAACGACGAGCUUCGUGAUGAAAUUUUAAAGGACAAGCGUCUGGCUGAGGAAUCUGAUGAUGAGGACUUUGGAGAACAUGACAUCGACUGGGACGAUGAGGAUAUGGACGAGGAUCUCAAGUACUUGAAGGUUCUCAAGUACAUCAAGUACAAGACCAACCUUCUUUUUGAGAAGUCACAACAACAAAGACGCAGAAAACAGGAAAUGGAGAAAGAACGGACCCAACAAAACCCACAACCUAUGCAUUCAAUGUCACAGCCCAUGGAGCAGCAGCAUUCCAAUCUCCAGCCCGGAUCCACCCCGGUCCAUGACCAAUCCAAGGCUGCAGUGCAGCUUCCACCUAUUAUGCCAAUUAACAUGGGCAUGUACCCAAACCCACAAGGUGGCCAAUACUCAGGUCCGCUUUCACCCACCAUUUAUGGCAGACAAGGCAGCAUCUCCAAAAGUAACGGGCUCAACAACAACCUCUACCUAGGUGAAGGUAUGAAGGAGAAUGAAAUCAAAAACGAGGAUGUGGCCAAUGACUUGAUGAACUUGCGCCAUGGCCGUGGAUUCGGCGAGCAUGCACCACAUUGA